AUGUCGACGAGGCGACGCCGACCGACGGCGUGCUUCGAGUUGCUCGACGUGCCGCGAGCCGCGUUCGCCACGCUCAUCCUUCAGAUACUCGCCAUGCUUCUCCAACUCGCCGCCUAUUUCGUUCUCGAGUCGCGCGCCUAUUUUCUCGUGCCCGCCACGUUUCGUAUGGUGAUCAUUCCGGUGGCGACGAUCUACAUCGGUGGAGCAAUUGUCGCGACAUUCGGCGUCUUGACGCGACGACGCCUUCUCGUCACAAUCCAUUCAACCAUCACCAUCGCGUUAAUGGUGCUCACCGACAUUCUCGCCGUCUCGAUCAUCCUUUUGAUGGCAAUCGGAAAACGAAACGCCUACCUUCAUCAGUUGCCACACAAUUUCAUCAACGAGAAGAAAUUCUACGACGCUCUGGGACCAUUCUGGAUGUAUCUCGGCGCGAUUUCGCUUCACAUCACCGUCGCAAUGAAUAUGGCGUUUUUGCAGCCGUUGAAUGAGUUCGCCGAGUUCGUGCAGAGCGAGUCACAAGUAGCGAAGAGCGCAUUGGCAAGUACCUACACAACAGCAGACAAACUGCAUUGA
Messenger RNA from Caenorhabditis bovis, 573 nucleotides. Lineage: Eukaryota; Metazoa; Nematoda; Chromadorea; Rhabditida; Rhabditidae. The record is from the annotation of a GenBank genome assembly.